AUUUCUAUCGCUUCAUUAAUGUAGAACUAUUUAUUCACUUUGAUGACAUUUGAGUAUUUUCUUCAUAAUCAAAAUAAUAUGGCUUUUCGAAUGAAAUAUGACAAGAACGUAAUACGCUUGAGUCAAAAAUCCUAAAAAUGAUAAAACUUACGACGACAAAACUUACUUGAUUCCCAAAAAAUUUAAUUUUAAUGAAUGACCACACUGAUAAAAGUUUCAUGAAAGGUUAUCCAUCACGAAAAAUUGAGAAAAUGUACAGCUCAAAAGUCCGAAUUGGUAACUGGUUCGAGGAAUUAGAACUUCGAAAGUGGGGGGAGGUACCCACAUAGCAGAAGCAUGGUACGGUCUGAGAGACCUCACGUCCAUACGUCCUUACUAUUGUCCCUUUUCGCUCAAAUGAGGGAUAAUCAAGACAGCUUGUGUUUUAAAUACUUUACAAUAAAUUGAAACAGAAAUAUAAAAUUGUGAUGAUAUCGUGGACGUGCGGUCGCCUCGAGGAAGACCAGGGUGGAGGGACCCACAUAUCAGAAGCAUGGUGCGGCCUGUGAGACCGCACAUCCAUAUUUGAAGGAAAAAACAGAACUUUAUAUUCAAAAGCGUGAGAAUAAAGAACUGGUCGUACAAAAAAUAAGAGAACUAUUUCACAAUGUAUGCAGAGAAACCCGACUUUCUAGAAAUGAAGAUUAUAUUAAAUUUGGAAAUAAAAUUCAACUCUUUGCGCCCGAUAUGCAAAGCUCUCGACCAAAUUGUGAAAAUAUAAAUUAUGGAGUAGUAGUCGCUGGAACCGUUCCUCAAGAUGCUAUUGGAAAAAUCAGUAGAUUCGGAAAUCGAAGUCCUGUAGUUUGUUAUCCAAAAUCCACACCCUGUACUCGAAAUACAUUUACAAUCAAAUCUGCAGAUUAUCAAAAUAGGGAUGGAAAUAAUCUUCUUUUUGGACAGGAAUUCAUUUUGCAGUUAACAGAUUCUCCCGGAGAAGAUUUAUAUUUAAGAUCACCAACUCCAUUAGUCGAUGAUACUCGCGGUCCCAGGCAACACAAUCGAAUUUUGUUAAGCAACAUUAAAGACUGUUAUUCUAUAUGGAAAGUUCUCUGCUGGGACAAUAAAAUGAGAUUUGAAACUGAAGGAUCUCCUUUUCCCUCUUCUACUAGAGUGGUUAUCACUCACAUGAUGACUGGAGAAUGCUUAGCAGUUGAAGGCUCAGACUGGUACACAAGUAUUUUCGGAAACGAAUGUGGAAUAUCCGUUCACACCUAUAGAGAUAUUUUCAAACGAGAAACUGCAGAAUGUCUCUGGAUGUUCAUAACUGAAGAAAUCCCUCGAUGUAUCGAAGAAAGAUGUGAAUAAAAAU
Belonocnema kinseyi is the source of this 1348-nucleotide messenger RNA. Its product is annotated as cilia- and flagella-associated protein 161-like. The transcript has 5 exons. Gene Ontology annotation, cellular component: motile cilium. Gene Ontology annotation, biological process: cilium assembly. Lineage: Eukaryota; Metazoa; Arthropoda; Insecta; Hymenoptera; Cynipidae. The record is from RefSeq and is a predicted model, not a curated record. Bases 727 to 1344 code for a protein of 205 amino acids.